Cuscuta europaea is the source of this 1304-nucleotide messenger RNA. The record is from the annotation of a GenBank genome assembly. NCBI's taxonomy places the organism in Eukaryota, Viridiplantae, Streptophyta, Magnoliopsida, Solanales, Convolvulaceae.
AUAAACUUCCGGGCUUCCGGCUAGGGAUGUGCCCACCGCGACCCGGUCCCUUUAAUUCUUCUCCUCUCCUUCUAUUUUGUUCGCUUGUUAAUGUGUUUUAAUCAAAUUAAGGCAUGCCCAGAUAAUAUCCAUUUUCAAUCAAAUUAAUUCUUCCGUUUAUGUGUUUUUCUGUCUAAAUAAAACCAUCACAGUUUUUAGUUCUGCUAAAAGGCAACAGACCCGUUACCAAAUUUAGUGAAAUUUGAUUGUUUUCAAGAACUGAAGUCGCUUUCUUUCCCUGUGAAGUAUUUCAAUUUUUAGCGGCGGCGGCGUUGGGGAGGAGAGAUAUGGACGCCGGCGAUCGGCUUCCGAGGAGACGAAAGAGUCUAAUGCGGCGGUGGUUAGGGCUGAAAGGGGUCAGCUGUUGUGGCGCCUCCUGGGGUCUCGCUCCGGCCGCUGUCAGCCUCAUAGAGGACGACGGAAGAGGCGGCGGCGAGGGAGUCCGGCGAGCGGAGAUUGCCGAGACGGGUAUGCAAAACCUGCCGGAGAACGAAGCGGAGCCGGCGUGCACGGCGGAGACUCCGACGGGAGCAGGAACGAAUCUUGCUGCGGCGUUGGAGGCUGAGCGGCAGUACAGGGCGAUCGUCGAUGGCGGGCAAGUGGGGCCCAGCAACAGCGCGGCGGAUAACGGUGGCGAUGCAAUUAAACGGCCGGCCACCAGAAUGUCGUUGAUGCGGUUGUUGGAGGAAACGGACGGCGGCGAUGCAGGGGAGAUGCAGGUGGGAAGCGAUUCAAUGUGCUGCGUGUGCAUGGGAAGGACGAAGGGCGCAGCUUUCAUACCGUGUGGACACACUUUUUGCAGGGUGUGUUCGACUGAGUUGCGGUUGAACCGAGGUUGCUGUCCCGUCUGCAACACAUUGAUUCUUGAGAUUCUUCACAUUUACUAAGAAAAGAGUAUCAAAGAUUGUCACAUUGAUGGUGGAGAUUUGAUAUACACACCCUUUUACACACCUUAUACACAUCAUGUUUGUGAAUUUUUUUUUGUCUGUGAAUCCGGUUCACAAACAAUAUUUUGUUUAUGCAAAACAUUGUCAGCGAAUCGAUGUUCACAGACAAAAAAAAAAGCUUUCACACACAUAGGUGUGUACAAAAGUGUGUACAAACACCUUUUUUCUUCUUUGGUCAAGUUGUAUGAGGGGUGUUCAUAUGGAAAUUAAGGGGAUUGACCUCUACCCUAAUCCUUAAGGACAAGGUUUGAUUAAUAUUGGCGGAUUGAAUUCAAUUUAUUGAAAUUGAAGUAUUUGUGGUCGAAGAUAGUAGUGGCU